CAGAGUUAUCAGCAUCGGAGGAAAAUAUUACUUUUAUGAAUAUAAAUAUUUUCAUAAAUAUUUUACAAAAAUAAUUUAUGGUUUACUCUAGAUAAGUUCUUCAUGAGAGAGAGAGGAAGAUUUUCCCUAAAGAUUUGCUUCUCUAAAUGAUAUUUCUAGAAUUGUCAAACGAAAUGUCGCACAUGUUCCAACGGAUAUCAUAGGGACUUUGAAGAUUAAAGAUGAAACAACUUUGGAAUACGUUGGUAGUCGAUAUUUACAUUAGUUGACGAUCCUGCAGAUUUAUGCAAUUCAAUAUUUAUUAACAAAUGAAAUUCAAAAUGUGGAUGUAUACCUGUGAUAUGAAAAAACUUGCCCUGUGUGUUUUACUAUUGCUUAAUGCUUUUGUACUUGCAAGGAGAAAAAGACAUGAUUCUGAAUUUUGGUACAAUGACUGCGGGUCUGAAAACCGAUCAGUGAUAUUUAACGACUUGCUGUUAUUUCCAACACCGAUAAUCACUCCAGGGACGUUAUAUAUCAGUAUGAACGGCAACAUAACUCGCCAACUACCCAGGAAGUUAUCCAUUCAGUUAACAGUACAUAAAUACUGGAUUGGAAUUCCAUUUAUGCUCCCGUGUUUUAAUAAUCAAAUUGGUUCGUGUUUAUAUGAAGAUAUUUGUGAAAAAUUAGCAGCUUAUGAGCGGAGGCAAAGGUGCCCGAGGAUGCUCCGUGAUUAUAAAAUCCAAUGUUACUGCCCAUUCCGAGCGGGAACCUUUAGUUUUAAAAAUCUCGCAGUCAAUAUUCCAAAAAUAGGAGGAUUUGCCGGGGCUUUUGUGAAAGUAAGAGGUGACUAUGGUGUGACUAUAAAAGUUCUGGAUGAUUCUAUGAGUGAGUUGGGAUGUGUUGAAAUGAAACUUUCUCUGAAGAAGCGAAAUAAAGGAUGGCUUUUCCGAAUUUAGAACAUCUUGUAUUGUGAUAUUAUUUUUGGAUACGGGUGCUAUCUGAAUAAUCGACGAGAAAUCCAUUUUUACCAAAUACUGUUCUAUGUGUCUGACAAUGAUAAAUUUUCAGCGCUUUGUCGCAAAACCGACAAAAGGGAUAUAUUGGGAUGCUGCUAUCACGCAUGCGUUCAGAUCCGGUCCAUGCUCUAAUAUGUAAAGUGUGUUCAUUUUCGACGGGUAUAAUGUGGAGUUGAAGUUCUUAGCUUUUUUGUGAUUUCGUCACUAUAGCUUUAUGUCACAAUUACACGUGCGAAACGGUAGACUGUUGUUCCGUGUUAACAUGUAGACUACCUCUUUUUAUUUUGUUUUCUUCAAUACAUUACGUACUACAUGUAUGUUUGUUUCGCAAAGCUUUUGUCUUGAUAAAUAAAUGCAUGUAAA
Saccostrea echinata is the source of this 1361-nucleotide messenger RNA. RefSeq names its product ganglioside GM2 activator-like. The record is from RefSeq and is a predicted model, not a curated record. Lineage: Eukaryota; Metazoa; Mollusca; Bivalvia; Ostreida; Ostreidae. Gene Ontology annotation, molecular function: lipid carrier activity; enzyme activator activity. Gene Ontology annotation, cellular component: cytoplasmic side of plasma membrane. The transcript has 4 exons. Gene Ontology annotation, biological process: lipid transport; ganglioside catabolic process. Bases 309 to 938 code for a protein of 209 amino acids.